AAGGGUCUAAAUUUUGAUAUUGGAGGUUUUAUUAGGGGCAAAAAAAAAUGAAAUUUCCCAACCAGAAAACCUGAAACCCGUUCCUAAUUCAACUUGCUCCUACUAUACCUAUAAUCAUUCCUUCCAAAAUUAGUAUAGGCAAUCUUGGCCUCCUUCCAAGGCUCUGUUCGGACUUCGGAGCAAUUCAAUUUAUCAGACCUAAACCUUGUUCUUCUCCUAUUCACUUUCUUAUUCCUCAAUCCACCAUUGCUUUUCUUUCCAACUCUCUCACCAACCUUAGCUCGUUCUAAAGUACCCUUGUUCCAAUUUGAACUAUUCUCACAGUUUUCACUCAAUUUCUUCACUGAAAAUCUCUUACCGGACUGGACCCAUCUUCCAAAUCGUUUAAGCUCUUAGCCCCAUCAUCCAAUUCUUCGAUAAGGUUUCAAAUUUACAAUUGGUAGUUUCUGAAGUGAUUGAAGGUUUCAACGACAAAGAACAACUGUAAGUAAAACCAUGAGAAAGCUAAGUUUCCACGAGAAAAAGUUACUGAAGAAAGUCAAUUUUUUGGAAUGGAAGAGCGAAGGAGGCCACAGAGAGUCUCAUGUUAUGCAGCGCUAUCAUGUUACUGGUCGUGACGAUUAUAAGAAGUAUUCGGGUUUGUGUCGAAUGGUGCAUAAAUUGGUGAACAUAUUGAUGAAGAUGGAUGGAAAAGACCCUUUUCGUAUUCAGAUGACUGAUAUGCUCUUGGAGAAGAUGUACAACAUUGGUGUGAUACCAUCUAGGCAAAGCUUGGCUUUGUGUGAGCGCUUAACAGUCUCUGCUUUCUGCAGACGUAGGCUUUCGACUAUUCUGGUACGGUUGAAGUUUGCUGAGCACUUGAAGGAAGCAGUCACAUACAUUGAGCAGGGGCAUAUACGAGUCGGUCCAGACACUAUCACUGAUCCAGCAUUCCUUGUGACAAGGAAUUUGGAAGACUUCAUUACAUGGGUGGAUUCAUCUAAGAUAAGGAGAAAGGUGCUUGAAUACAAUGACAAGUUCGAUGACUACGAUGCAAUGAACUGAAGAUAGCACCUGCGGCUAUAAUAUAACAUGUCAAAAAAAUGACUUGUGGAGCCAGAUUAGGCGUAGCGACCCCAUUUAGCUUCACCGGGCAUGGAGUUUUAAAGAAGCAGAUGAACUUCCAUUCUGAAAUUUCUCAAUCGCAUCAAGUUCAUUUGCAUUCCCUUCCCUAGAACAUGGUUUUGGGGAAGUUACUAUUAAAGAGAAUGUUGUGGGAAUUGUUCUGCAGUUUUGUUUUCCCACGUGCAUGUGUUUUUUUGACUGGUGCUGGAUAUUCUUACUAUUAAACUGAAAUUCUUUCAUAUAUAUAUGUAAGCAUUGAGUUUUUCAAAGAAUUUGUUUCAAGAACUGCCUUAUCAUGAUUCAUAAUGGUUCUGCAAUAAAAUUUGCACGAAGUCUCGAAA
Molecule: messenger RNA, 1445 nt
Organism: Cannabis sativa
Lineage: Eukaryota; Viridiplantae; Streptophyta; Magnoliopsida; Rosales; Cannabaceae
Exons: 4
Coding region: 496-1044 (182 amino acids)
Biological process (GO): rRNA processing
Cellular component (GO): small ribosomal subunit; Mpp10 complex; small-subunit processome
Molecular function (GO): structural constituent of ribosome; snoRNA binding; rRNA binding
Source: RefSeq, a predicted model, not a curated record